Molecule: messenger RNA, 2069 nt
Organism: Brassica napus (rape)
Lineage: Eukaryota; Viridiplantae; Streptophyta; Magnoliopsida; Brassicales; Brassicaceae
Product: extensin-2-like
Exons: 1
Coding region: 73-1935 (620 amino acids)
Biological process (GO): plant-type cell wall organization
Molecular function (GO): structural constituent of cell wall
Source: RefSeq, a predicted model, not a curated record
CCAUUCCUUACAACACAAACCAAAACAAGAAAUACUAACCAACCUAAACGUUGGUAAGAAAAAAAAAUCAGAAUGAGACCUUCCUCCAGGAUGGGGCCUUCAGCCCAUAUCACUUAUGCCCUAGGCGUUAUCAUCAUGGCAACAAUGGUUGCUGCGUAUGAACCAUACAGCUUGCCACCACUCCCGUCAUAUUCACCAUCUCCAAAGGUAGAAUACAACACUCCCCCCUUGCCAUAUAUCCACAGUUCUUCACCACCACCACCACUAUACUAUUCUCCAUCACCAAAGGUUGACUACAAAUCACCUCCUCCACCAUAUGUCUACAGUUCCCCACCACCUCCUUACUAUUCCCCAUCACCUAAAGUUGACUACAAAUCUCCUCCACCACCAUAUGUCUACAGUUCUCCACCACCACCACCAUAUUACUCACCAUCUCCUAAAGUCGAGUACAAGUCUCCCCCACCACCAUAUGUAUACAGUUCUCCCCCACCACCUCCGUACUACUCUCCAUCACCAAAGGUAGAUUACAAAUCUCCUCCACCACCGUAUGUCUACAGUUCUCCACCACCACCACCAUAUUAUUCACCAUCUCCUAAGGUUGAGUACAAGUCUCCUCCACCACCGUAUGUCUACAGCUCUCCACCACCACCUCCGUACUACUCUCCAUCACCAAAGGUAGACUACAAAUCUCCUCCACCACCGUAUGUCUACAGUUCUCCACCACCACCACCAUACUAUUCACCAUCUCCUAAGGUAGAAUACAAGUCUCCUCCACCACCAUAUGUUUACAGCUCCCCACCACCACCACCAUACUACUCACCAUCUCCUAAAGUUGAGUACAAGUCUCCUCCACCACCAUAUGUAUACAGUUCUCCACCACCACCAUACUAUUCACCAUCUCCUAAGGUUGAAUACAAGUCUCCUCCACCACCAUAUGUUUACAGCUCCCCACCACCACCAUAUUAUUCCCCAUCUCCUAAGGUUGUGUACAAGUCUCCUCCUCCACCUUAUGUCUACAACUCACCACCACCACCAUACUAUUCUCCAUCUCCCAAGGUAGAUUACAAGUCUCCUCCACCACCAUAUGUUUACAGCUCCCCACCACCACCACCAUACUACUCACCAUCUCCUAAAGUUGAGUACAAGUCUCCUCCUCCACCGUAUGUAUAUAGUUCUCCUCCACCACCGUAUUAUUCUCCAUCUCCUAAGGUUGUAUACAAAUCUCCUCCACCACCGUAUGUCUACAGUUCUCCACCACCACCAUAUUAUUCACCUUCUCCUAAGGUACACUACAAGUCUCCUCCACCACCGUAUGUUUACAGUUCUCCACCACCACCAUACUACUCUCCUUCUCCAAAGGUACAUUACAAAUCCCCUCCACCACCAUAUGUCUACAGCUCUCCACCACCACCAUACUAUUCACCAUCCCCUAAAGUUCAUUACAAAUCUCCACCACACCCGCAUGUAUGUGUCUGCCCACCACCUCCUCCAUGUUAUGCUCCUUCACCAAAAGUAACAUACAAAUCUCCUCCACCACCAUAUGUUUACAGUUCUCCACCACCACCAUACUACUCACCUUCGCCUAAGGUGUAUUACAAGUCUCCUCCACCACCAUAUGUUUACAGCUCACCACCACCACCACCAUACUACUCACCAUCUCCUAAGGUUGAAUACAAGUCUCCUCCACCACCAUAUGUUUACAGCUCACCACCACCACCAUACUACUCACCUUCCCCUAAGCUGUACUACAAGUCUCCUCCACCACCAUAUAUCUACAACUCUCCACCCCCACCACCAUACUACUCUCCAUCCCCUAAAGUAGACUACAAGUCUCCUCCACCUCCAUAUGUCUACAGUUCUCCACCACCACCUUAUUAUUCUCCUUCUCCAAAAGUUGAGUACAAAUCUUCACCACCACCAGCUACAUAUUACUGAAAACCAGUAAAUGCGACUCUUAAAUGAGCUAUUGAAUGUUAUGUGAUUUCAUAUUUCAUUUCUUGUUAUAACAUGUAUGCUAUCAAUUUUAAUUUUCUUGGGAAUGUCUUAAUAAAUUGGUUAUAAUUCCUUCA